AUUCACCUCAAGUAAUUCUUAUCUCAGAAGCAACCGCCAUUUUGGCUUAGCGCGGCCGUGUGACAUGUGCGUGGUAAAUGGCCUCCGGUUUACGUCCUUUCGGAAGCAGCGUGAUGACGCAUUUCCUUUGGCGCCAACGGGGUAGAAUUCAAAACCUGUGCGGCAAACCGUUGCCAGUAUAGUGGCUGCUGAUGUGCUGUAUGGGAGUACUUAUUGCACUGUUUGUAGCUGUCCCUUUAACACAAAUACAGCGAUGUGGGACUUCGCGGUGCCAGUGUGUGUGCGUGAUUUGGUGAAGACCGGGGGUGUUGAUCAAUAUGUGGUUCAGGACGUUCUCUCCCCCAAACAGCUGCCUUCCCACUUAAACAGUUUUAAGACUGCAAUGAGGACCCAGGGUCCACUGUGUAUCCUGGAGCAUUUUGAUACACUGUACAGCGUCUUGCAGCACUUCCAGGCAGUAGAUUUGGCUGUUAAAGAAGACGCAUUAGAGUUGCUCAUACAAGUGGUGAGCGGUCUCUCGGUGUCCCUCCCAUCCCUCCUCCUCUCUACCUCUCUGUCUGCUGUGGACAGGAAGCAGCAUCUCAAUGCAGUGAAGAUGGGUGUGUUCCUGCUCUGCAAGCUUACAGAGUGCCUGGAGAGCGACUCUUGCAGGCAGAGUAUUGUCACUGCACCAAGCAAGGGCAACAAAAAGGGCCGGGCUGGCAGUGAAUCUCAGAUGCACUGGGAUGCGGAGAGGGAAACAGUACUCCAGGUUCUCAUCCAGCUACUACAGCUGGACAUCAGGUCUCUGUGGAGCCUGUCUCUGGUGGAGGAGGAGUUUGUCAGUUGUGUGACAUGUUGUUGCUACAAACUUCUUGAGAACCCCACCAUCAGCCUUGUGAGGAGCAAGGCCAGCCGUGAUGCCAUCAUCCAUCUCUUGGGGGUGCUCAUCAAGAAAUACAACCACAUGCUAGGUGCCAGUGUGAAGGUCAUCCAGUUGCUGCAACACUUUGAGCAGCUGUCCACCGUGUGCGCGCAGGCGGUCUCUGUGUGGAGCAUGGAGUACGGUGUCAAGGCUGUCGUCGGGGAAGUCAUGAGGGAGAUCGGUCAGAAGCCCUCUGAGGAGCUCAGCAGGGAGGGUUCAGGCGUCAAGGCCUUCUCCUCCUUCCUGUCGGAGCUCAGUGCGCUAGUGCCUGAAGCCAUGAUCCCCAACAUCAGUGUACUUCUCGCUCAUCUGGAAGGAGAGAGCCCCAGCAUGCGUGUGGCUGUGUGUGAGGUGCUCGGGGAAGUGCUGGUUCGGGUGCUCAGUGGUGAUGGGCUGGACGACUCUGGGCGGGCCGACAGGGACCGUUUCCUGGACACCCUACAAGAGCACCUGCACGACACACACUCCCACGUCAGGUCCCGUGUACUGCAGGUCUACACGCGCAUCGUCAACAGCAAGGCUCUACCCCUUACCAGGUACACAGAGGUCAUGAGCUUGACAGUGUGUCGGCUGAUGGACAAGUCAGUCAACGCGUGCAAGAGUGCCAUCCAGCUGCUGGCUGCCUUCAUUGCUCAUAACCCCUACAGCUGUAAGCUGAGCAGCGCUGAUCUGAAAAAACCCCUGGAGAAGGAGACUGCUAAACUGGCAGAGCUCCGGCAGAAGGCUGCCACCAAAGUCCCUGUGGCUGUCAUCGAAGCCUCUGAGCUGUGGGAGGCCAUGGAGCCUGAGCUGCUGCAGACGGUGCAGGCUGAGCUGGAGGCCUGCGGUCAGGAUGGGGAGGGGGACGAUGAGGUCGACUGGAAGGGGGACAUGAAGGAAACUGACCAGGCCACUGCUGUGAGCGUCGCUCAGCUUCUCAGAGACAACAAGUACAGACAGGCCGUACGACUCUGUGUCCGAGCCAAUGGCACCUUCCCUGAUUCUCAGCUCUUCUGCGGCGUCUCCCCCCUCACUGUGGAGUCAGUUGUUGAUACACUGGGUCUGAUCUUCAAGGGUCCAGUGCAAGCUCAGUCUGAUGCCGAGGAGGUGCAGGUCUCCAAUCAGGCGGAAGAGGCAGCAGAGCUGAGCCACAGAGAUGAGGUGGAAGAGAGUGUGCUGAAGAAGCAGGAGAUGCUGGUUCAGUACCUGAGAGACACAGAGAGCUUUGUCCUCCAGGUGGAGAAGGCCAUAGCACUCAUUAACACCAUGCUGUACUGGAAGACCACCAGUGUGGUCCAGGAGGCGGUGCAGUUCUGCGUGACGGUGUGUGAGUUUGGUGUGGCCGACUCGCUGUCCGGCGUGCGGAAGAUGCUACCACUGGUGUGGUCCUCAGACCAGGCCGUGAAGGAUGCUGUGGUCCAGGCAUACAAGAGACUCUACCUUAAUCCUCAGGGGGACACCACACGGGCCAAGGCGCAAACUCUGGUGAAUAGCCUGUCAGAGCUGAUGGUGGAUGCUUCACUGGGGACCAUCCAGUGCCUGGAGGAGAUAGUGCAGGAGUUCUUCAGCAGCAGCUCCAGCCUGCAGACCAGUGUGGUGCAGCUCCUAUGGGAGAGAUUCACUGGGAAGCUGGAGAGCCGCAGCCUACAGCGGCGCGCCGCCGUCCUGUUACUGGGAAUGGCCGCACGGGCAGAGAGGGAGGUAGUGCUCAGUAACCUGGAUACGUUGUGCUCCGUGGCUCUUGGGGAGACGGUGGCUGAGGAUUACCUCCUGGCCAGAGAUACUGUCCUCACCAUCUGCAGCAUCACUGAUCACAACAGGCCAAAUAAAGGUGCCCCCCCAUUCAGGCUACCCCAAGACCACCAACUCUUCACCUGCCUCACCCAAGCCAUAGCUAAAGGCGUGUUGCUGACCGACCCCUACUGGCAUACCUUCAUGGAGCAGGCCAUCCGAGUCCUCUACUUCUUGGCUGAGUCCCCUGACCAGCUCUGCUCCCGGCUCCUCCAGCAAUGCUCACGUCUGCUGCUGGAUCAGAUUGCCAAGGGUGGUGAGGGCAGCAAAGAGGCUGUCCAGUCACAGGUUGAGACUGAGCAGGUCAACUGCGUCUCCCUGGCCCAGCUGCUCUCCCUCUGUGGCUGUGUGGCCUUCUGGCAGGUGUCGUACCUAGAGCGCAGCAUCAGUACAGAGCUGCGCAGGAGGAGAGGAGAGAAGGAGGACAAGGGCCCUUCUGCCAAAGCCAAGCAAGCAUCCAAUGACAGCUGCAUAGAGGAGGAGCUGGGAUUGGUGGGUGCCUCAGCCGAGGACACGGAGGCAGAGCUUAUCCGCAGGAUCUGCGAGACGGAGCUGCUGGCUGAGGAGAACCUGUUGGUGGCCUUCCUGCCUCUCCUGGUGAGGGUGUGCAGUUCCCCAGGGCACUACUCACACCCCCAGCUUUCGGUGGCCGCCUGUCUCGCCCUAGCGCAGUUCAUGAUGAUCAGCCCUUCUGUGUGUGAGGAGAACAUCCGGCUACUCUUCACGGUGCUGGAGAAGUCCUCCCUCCCUGUUGUCAGAGCCAACACCAUAAUCGCCCUGGGAGACCUCACAGUCCGCUUCCCGAACAUCCUUGAACCCUGGACACAGAACUUGUAUGCCAGGCUCAGCGACGACAGCCCGGCAGUACGGCAGACUGCUGUCACCGUGCUGACACAGCUGGUGCUGAAGGACGUGCUGAAGGUGAAGGGGCAGGUGAGCGAGGUGGCCCUGCUGCUCAUCGAUCCCCAGCGGCACAUCACCAGCCUGGCCCUCAACUUCUUCAAUGAGCUCGCCACCAAGGACAAUGCCAUCUACAACAUUCUGCCGGACAUCAUCAGCCGCUUGUCAGACCCGCAGCGUGGCAUGAACGAGGAAGACUUCAACACCAUUAUGAAGCAGAUCUUCUCCUACAUCACCAAGGAGAAGCAGACCGAGAGCCUGGUGGAUAAGCUGUGCCAGAGAUUCAGGACAGCAAGGACAGAGAGGCAGUGGUGUGACCUGGCCGUGUCUCUCUCGCUGCUCAACAUGUGUGAGCGUGGCUUCAAGCGUCUGCAGGAAUGCUGGGAAUGCUACAGCGACAAGCUUUCCGAGCCUGGCGUAUACCAGCCCCUGUUGGCCAUCGCAGCCCGCCUGCGCCGGGGGGCCAAGCCCCAGCUCAAGACCCAGGUGGAGGACUUUGAGAAGAAACUCACAGCGGUGCACACGCGCGGCCUGGAGAAUGUGGAGAGCGGUGAGGCAGACGGCCGCUCUGAGGUCGGGGAGACCCAACCAGCCCCUUUCACACCCCAGGCCGUGUGCAAGAAGAGCCACAAGCCCACAAGAGGCAAAGGGAAAGCCGGCCAGAACACCAGCGACUUCGCGACCCCCAGGGCCCGGCGGCGAGUUCCCAAGAAGGUCCACAUCUCCUUCAGCAGCGACGAGGAGGAGGAGGAGGAAGGGGAAGAUGAAGAUGGGGCCAUGCUGGCUGAGAGUGAGACUCCUAAGGUGACCACGCCCAUCUCCCGCUCCUCCCGACGGUCUCGCCUCAGGCACUGAUGCUUCAGCACUCUUGUCAGUCUUAUUUUAUUACUGUUUUUAUCUUCUAUAACAUUUUUGAAUGUCUUGUGCAGUGAUUUCUGUGUUUUUCCUCCCCGUACUAAAGUUGUAAUUAUGUGAUUUGAACUUAUUCUGUUUAAACCAAUAGAACAGCGAGUCAGAUAUUCCUCCUCUCAUAUGUAUACCCCACCGUUCUUCAUAUUAUUCCAUACGGCACCGCAAGGAAGUGUCUUGAAACGGGCUUUUGUUGCUCUGCUGAACAUUGUCUGCUCUCAGUAAAACACGUUAUUGCCUUGUUCAAAAUAAAUGGUCAAUUUUAAAACA
Messenger RNA from Brienomyrus brachyistius, 4753 nucleotides. RefSeq names its product non-SMC condensin I complex, subunit D2 (gene ncapd2). Gene Ontology annotation, biological process: meiotic chromosome condensation; mitotic chromosome condensation; mitotic cell cycle. The transcript has 32 exons. NCBI's taxonomy places the organism in Eukaryota, Metazoa, Chordata, Actinopteri, Osteoglossiformes, Mormyridae. The record is from RefSeq and is a predicted model, not a curated record. Gene Ontology annotation, cellular component: condensed chromosome, centromeric region; nucleus. Gene Ontology annotation, molecular function: histone binding. Bases 254 to 4429 code for a protein of 1391 amino acids.